AUGGACAUUACUCACGACAUUCACGUCAAAAACUCUUCGUGCCGGAAUCCUAAAUGCGAAUAUUACUGUUAUGUAAAUUCUUGUAUUUUUACAACUGAUUAUCUGUUACAGCAUCAUAUAAAAUUUCGACAUGCAAGGCACAGGAGACAACAUGCAGAAGGCUAUUUGCCAAGCAGUUUCGUGGCUGAAAAUGAUGAACCUGAAGAGGGACUUUGGGGACCUUGCAACAAUGGAUACGAUAGAUGCACUGGAGCUAAAAAGAGAUUCUUCUCAUGUAAUAUUCAACCAUGUCCAGGUGGUUCUGGGGACUUUCGUGCCGAGCAAUGCGCCGAGUUCAACUCAGUGCCAUACGAGGAUGUGUUUUAUGACUGGGUCCCAUACACCGGAGCGCCAAACAAAUGCGAGCUUAACUGCAUGCCGAAAGGCGAACGUUUCUUCUACAAACACAAGCUUGCAGUGGUUGACGGUACGCCGUGUGAAGUUGAAAAAAACGACGUUUGUGUUGGAGGGAAAUGCAUGCCAGUGGGAUGUGACAUGAUGCUGGGCAGCGAUGCUCGAGAAGACGCUUGCAGAGAAUGCGGCGGUGAUGGCUCUGAUUGCAACACCGUCAGCGGCUUCUUCGACACCGAUGACCUCCAAGUUGGAUAUAUUGAUAUUUUACUUAUACCCGAAGGCGCUACUAAUAUUGCUAUCAAGGAAAUUGCACCUUCCAAUAAUUAUCUAGCAAUUCGUAAUGCGUCUGGACAUUAUUAUCUAAACGGCAAUUGGAAAAUAGACUUCCCUAGAAGUCUUAAAUUUGCCAAUACGAUAUUUCAUUACGCGAGAGACGCGCAAGGUUUUUCAGCGCCGGACACAAUCACAGCCUUGGGACCAACUAGUGAAGCGAUUUAUGUCGUCUUGCUCUAUCAAGAUCGAAACGUUGGGGUUGAAUAUAAAUACAGUAUUCCUAAAAAAUUCUCUCCGCAAGCUGAUCCUGACAGUUACACGUGGACUGCGGGUGAAUUUUCCGAAUGUAGUGCGACAUGUGGUGGAGGGUAUAAAUCAAGACGAGUUAACUGUGUAAGACGGCGCAAUAAUGAGCCAGUUGACGAGAAUCUGUGCGACCCACAAUUAGAGCCCGAUGACACCCAGUCUUGCGGCGAUGAGGCAUGUCCACCCGAAUGGGUGGAAAGCAAAUGGACGCCUUGUAGUAAACAAUGCGGCGAAGGUGGUGAACGUACAAGAGAAAUCAAGUGUGAGCAGAUCAUCGUUGGUGGUAUACCGAGCAUCGUUGACGACUCGAUGUGCAUUGAGAAACUUGGACCGAAGAAAGAGACCACCCAGGAAUGCAAUCGCAAUGUUACAUGUCCUACGUUUCAUUUAGGACCUUGGAAACCAUGUGAUCAUUUGUGUGGAGAAGGAAAACAAACAAGAAAAGUAACUUGUUACAAAAAAAAUGACGAAGGUAAAAUAGAAGUAUUAGAUGAUUCAGCAUGUGAGGGUGAAGUCCCAGAAAAAGAAAAACCAUGUGAAUUAAGACCUUGCGCUGGGCUUGAUUGGGUCGUCUCUGAAUGGAGUGGAUGUGAAGAUAAAUGCGGACUCACUCAAGAAACAAGAACUGCUCAUUGUGCCACUCAAGACGGUACUAUUUAUCCAGAUGACAAGUGUGAGCCGGAUAAAAAACCAGAGUUAACACGCGACUGUGAGAACACCAAAGGUUGUGAAUAUCAAUGGUAUACAACUCAGUGGAGUGAGUGCUCGGCUAAAUGCGGUAAAGGUGUACAAACUCGUAAAGUUUUUUGCGCAACAUUUGAAAACGAUGUUACAUUGAAAAAAGUUGAAGACGAAAAAUGCAAACCUGAGAAACGUUAUAAUGAUACGAAAGAAUGUACAUCAGAAAUUGUUGAAUGCAAAGGCGAAUGGUUUGCUGGUCCUUGGAGUAAAUGUUCUAAACCAUGUGGAGGUGGUGACAUGACACGAAAAGUGAUAUGCUUAAAAGACGGUAUGAUUACUUCACCAGCUAAUUGCGAUGAAGACUCGAUAAUGUUUUCUUCUGAAGAAUGCAAUAAACAUCCUUGUGGUAAAGAUGAAGUAAUUCCUGUAGAGCCAGGAAAAGAUGAAAUUCCGACCGAUGAAGAAGAUGAUGAUGACGAUGAAUGUGAAGUAUAUGAGGAUGAAGACUUUGUAACGCUAGCUUCGAGUUUAAAAACAGAUGAAGGCGAAACCGGAGAGACAGAACUAUCAAGUUCUAUGUCGCCUUUCGAGUCAACUGGUUUUAGUAUGUCAACAUUAGAAGAUACAAUGAUGAGCGAUGGGAUGUAUAGCCGUGGAGAUAUGACACCAACAGAUUUUGAAAGUGGUUACACCAGCGGUGACGGAAGUGGUGACGAUGAAUUCACGCUAUUUACUAAUAUUUACACAGACACCUCGUCAAAUAGGGACUUUUCAACAAUAGAGGGAAGUGGAGCAACCACAGACGAGGAUACCACAGAUAUGGAAACUGAUUUAACCACAGGAGUUUCAGUUAGUGAAGAAUCGGAAGAAACUUCGGGCUCUACCGAUAUUUCUGAUGUUACUGAAGCAUCGAUGUCAACUGACUCAACAAGUUCGAAUAUCGCUAGUAGUACUGAUGAAUCUGCAGCGACCGAAUCUUCUGGCUCUACCGAUGGGUCAAGUACGGAAUCUUCGGGAUCAUCAGAAGCAUCUGAUGUUACAGAAGGAUCUACUGAGGCAUCUGGUGCAACGGAAGAAUCUUCUGAGUCUAGUUCUAGCAGUACAGAAUUCUUUGGUAGUACAGAAGCAUCUGCUUCGUCAGAGUCAACGAUAUUUGAAAGCACAAUUGAAUCCUCGUCAGAAGCAUCUACUGUAGAUUCAUCAGAUAUGUCUACAGAAUCAUCUGAUUUUACUACGACAGAGUCUGGUUCAUCCACAGUGGAUUCUUCAACUUCAUCAGACUCAAGCGCAAGUACUGAGUCAGAUAUGACGACAGUGUCAUCAGAAACAGAAUUAACCGAGUCAUCACAGUCUACUGAAUCUCAGCCGACAGAAACAACUGAACCGACGGAAACAACCGAGCCAACGGAAACAACUUCUUCUGAAGAAACACCAACAACUUCUUCUGAAGAAACACCAACAACUUCUUCUGAAGAAACACAAACAACUUCUUCUACAGACACAUCUGUAACUGAAACAACGGUAUCUUCAACUGAUACAUCUGACGUCAGUGAAACGUCACAGAGUUCUUCAGGAUCUGAGACUACGUCAGAAUUGCCAUUCACUAUUCUGCCUGUUGACGGAGAGAGCGAUUCUGAAGGCCUGCGUAAAGACCUUGAGUCAUCUUCAGAAUCUUCAGAACCGACAGAUGAUACAACUGGUGGUUCCGAAAGCUCAUCUGAAGUUAGUACGACUGAAGUAUCUGGUUCUACUGACUUAUCUACGACAGAAUCAUCAACAGAGUCUUCUGAAAUGACAGAGUCUGGCAGCACUGAUCAGUCAACAUCAGGUUCUAGUGAUACUACUGAGUCUGGAAUGACAACUGAAUCUGGAGCUACAACCGAAUCAGGAGCAUCAACUGAAUCUAGUGGUUCUACAGAAUCAGGAGCUACAACUGAAUCUGGUGGAACUACAGAAUCAGGAGUGUCAACUGAAUCUGAUGGUACUACAGAGUCAGGAGCUACAACUGAAUCAGGAGCUACUAGCGAGUCAGAAUCAUCCACAGAAUUAACUGGCAGCACAGAAUCAGUUGGCUCUACUGAGACUGAAACAGAAGCGUCGACAGUUUCUGGUGAAACAACAGAAUCUGGAGCUACUACUGAAAGCGGUAUGACAGAAGAAAGCACUGUGUCCGGCACUACUUCAACUGAUGAAGAAGAAACUGACAUGACUGGAAAAUCAGACAUAUUGGACUUGUUUACAACGAUAAGUCCAGUAGACGCAGCGAUAUCCAAAGAGCACAAACUCAGAAAAUGUAAAGUUAAGAGGAAGAAGAAGAAGUCCUGCAGAACUUCUGAGUUUAACUGCUGCUAUGACGGAAUUACGCCGGCUCAAGGACCGUUUGGAAAAGGCUGCCCAACUCCACAAACUUGUGCUGAGACCACUUUUGGUUGUUGUCCGGACGGGGUGUCAGUUGCCGCUGGGCCAAAGAACGAAGACUGUCCAUCAAUGCAUUGCAAUGAAAGUCUAUUUGGAUGCUGUCAAGACGGAGUCACUCCCGCCGAAGGCAACGACUUUGAAGGCUGCAAAAAGCCGUGCAACCAGACCGAAUUUGGAUGCUGUCCGGAUAAUGAAACUCCAGCGGAUGGCAAAAAUAAUUUGGGAUGUUGCAAUUCUACUGAAUUUGGCUGUUGUCCUGAUAGGAUCAAAUCUGCGACCGGACCGAAUGAAAAAGGCUGUGAAGAAGAAACGACAGAAGAAACUAGAGAGUUUGAAAGUACAACACCCUUCGAAGGAGACUGUGCCAAUGCCGCGCACGGAUGUUGUCCUGAUGGAAAAACUCCAGCGACUGGAGCCAACUUUGAAGGCUGCGGAGUUAUCAAUGCUGAAAAUUGUACUGCUUCUUACUUUGGAUGCUGCGCAGAUGGUGUCACUCCAGCACUGGGUGAACGAGGUGAAGGAUGUCAUUCGGCUUGCGAGUCGUCAACUCACGGCUGCUGUCCAGAUCGUCUUACUCCAGCUCACGGACCUGGUGGUGAAGGAUGUUGCUUAACGUCUCCUUAUGGAUGCUGUCCUGACAACAUUCUCCCAGCCAGAGGACCAGACUUUUAUGGAUGUGGGUGUGAGUACUCCCGUUUCCGCUGCUGUCCUGACAAUGUCACCGUAGCCCGUGGACACAACAACGAAGGAUGUGGGUGCCAAUACACACCCCACGGAUGUUGUCCCAAUAAAUUCACUCCCGCAACUGGACCCAACUUUGAAGGAUGUCCAUGCUACACCUAUCAAUUUGGUUGCUGUCCGGAUGGGGUUACUAUCGCCAAAGGGCCUCGAGGCCAUGGAUGCGGCUGCGAAAGCACUGAAUUCGGCUGCUGCUCAGACGACCGGACUCCGGCCAAAGGACCGAACUUCGCAGGAUGCACUUGCGAUACAUCUAAGUACGGCUGCUGCUCAGAUGGAGUCGAAGAAGCACAAGGAGAAAACUUUGAAGGCUGUCGCACUGUGCCGGUUGUUCCUGGAGCUGCUUGUUCUCUUUCCAGAGAUCGUGGUUCCUGUCGCGACUUUAGUGUCAAAUGGUUCUUUGACACUGAGUAUGGUGGAUGUUCACGCUUUUGGUACGGUGGCUGCGAGGGUAAUGACAAUCGUUUCAAAACCCAAGAGGAUUGUAAAAAUACUUGUGUAUCUCCUACAGGACGAGAUGUUUGUUACUUACCCAAAAGUACUGGCCCAUGUGAAGGGUACUACCCGAUGUGGUAUUACGACAGUGAAAGAAAACAAUGUGGACAAUUUAUUUAUGGCGGGUGUCUUGGUAAUAAUAAUAAAUUCAAAACUCACGAAGAAUGUGAACAACUUUGCGUAGUUCGAGAUGACAGUGAUCCAUGUGGGUUAGAUAAAGAAUCAGGACCAUGCGAAGGUAACUUUACACGGUGGUACUUCAACAAAGAUUCUCAAGCGUGCGAACAAUUCCGUUACGGUGGCUGCAAAUCUAAUACUAAUAAUUUCCCAACUGAAGUUGCUUGUCACCAGCAAUGUCUUCAACCAGGCCGCAGUAAAGUAACCCAAGAAGUAUGUACACUGGACAAAGAUCCCGGGCCUUGUCCGGGCUCUUUACUGCGUUGGUAUUACGAUGAAAAACGCCGGGCAUGUAGACAAUUUGUUUACGGUGGUUGUAAAGGCAACGGCAAUAAAUUCCGUACACGCGCGGACUGUGAGCAACGUUGUCCGAUUCGAGAUUCUUGCUCACUACCAAGAGCUGAAGGUAAUUGCACGGAAAAGUAUUCAAAGUGGUACUUUGAUCAUUCGGAAAAUAGAUGCAUGCCAUUCUAUUACACAGGAUGUGGUGGAAAUAAAAAUAAUUAUGACUCUAGAGAUGCAUGUGAGGUAGAUUGCCCUCCUAAGAUUGAGCAAGACCUUUGUCUUCUACCCGCACUUCUUGGCGAGUGCCAUAAUUACACUCAACGGUGGUAUUAUGACUCGUUUGAGCAACGAUGCCGACAAUUCUUUUACGGUGGCUGUGGAGGCAACGAGAAUAACUUUAAUACUGAAGAAGACUGUUCUAAUAGAUGUGUUGCUUCUGUAACUAAGCCACCAAAUAGACCACAAAGCUUUUCUCCAGCAAUGUGUUUCCUUCCCGAUGAGCAUGGACCUUGUAAGAACGAGCAAGUGAAAUGGUUCUAUGACAGCAGAGACGGCAUUUGUAAGCAAUUCCGUUACGGUGGGUGUGCAAGCAAUGGAAAUAAAUUUGAAUCACGCGAAGAGUGUGAAUACCGCUGCGGAGAAGUUCAAGACUUAUGUACAAUGCCGAAAGUUGUUGGACCAUGCAGUGGCUCGAUAAUUCAAUUUUACUACAACCACGAAACUGAUACUUGCGAAGAGUUUGAAUACAGCGAAUGCGGUGGUAACAAAAAUCGUUUCCCGGAUAAUGCAAGCUGUGAGAGUAAAUGUAAACGGAGACGACCACCACCGCCACCACCACCACCCGUACCAGAAUCACAGGCAUCAACAUCUAGACCAGACUCUGAUAUUCUUCCUAAUAGCCCUAUUUGCUUAGCUCCUGUUGAUGCCGGUCCAUGUAAUUCCGAAAUUACGGCUUACUAUUACGACCCUCAAACCCAGGCAUGUCAAGCUUUCAUUUACGGUGGAUGUGAAGGCAACGCCAAUAGAUUCCAGAGUGAAGAGCAGUGUGAAAGACUUUGCGGUCGUUUUCAGGGUCAAGACUCCUGCAACCUUCCAUCAGAUGCUGGACCGUGUAGAGGCAAUUUCAUAAAAUACUUUUACGAUCCAAAUGCUCGUGCUUGUCGUCAAUUUUAUUACAGUGGUUGUGACGGAAACGCAAACAGAUUUAGCACAGUUCUCGAGUGCGAAUCUGUUUGUUUACACCGCGAAGAACCAACGCCUGCUGGCAACAAUACUGGACUCUCUCACUUUGCUAUUUGCCGAGAGCCGGUGGAUGUUGGAACAUGUCCAACUGGUAAUUACAAAAGAUUUUAUUUCGACGAAGAACGUCGCACUUGCAUGGCAUUUGUUUAUACUGGUUGUGGUGGAAAUCGUAACAGAUUCAAGACUUUUGAGUCUUGUAUGCACACAUGCUACAGAGCGAGCAACGAAAUAGAAGACGUAGAUAAUAGAAAUGUGUCUAAAGACCCAUGCGUCGAGGCGAAGGACGAAUGCAAUACAGUUCAAUGUCCUUACGGCAAAGAAGCUUACGUUGACGAUCAAGAUUGUGAGCGCUGUCGAUGUGCUGAUCCUUGUAGAAGUGUUAAUUGUCCAGAGGGAUCUAGAUGUUCGAUAACUUUGGCAGCUUCGGCUGAUCAAGGAACAGAAUACAGAGCAGUUUGUCGAACAAUUACCAAGCCAGGUCGCUGUCCAACAGUAUCGUACAGUACAAGGUGUGAAAAAGAGUGUGAAACAGAUGCGGAAUGCCCUGGUGAACAUAAAUGUUGCGACAAUGGAUGCGGUACAUCGUGUUUAGAGCCUGCGUCUGAAGAACCUCUCGUAACACCACCGCCGACUUAUAAUCUGACAGCACCACCUUAUGGAGCUGAGCCAGCUGCUAUUCAACAACCGACAGAACCGCAUGUAAGCGGUGAAGAGGGUGGAUACGUCAGUAUGAAGUGUAUUGCUACAGGAAAUCCUACGCCCAUUAUCACGUGGAGAAAAGAUGCUACGGUGAUUAAUCCCGCAGAGAAGAGACGACGAAUAUUGCUAGAUGGAACAUUAGAAAUUAUAAACUUGUAUAGUUACGACAGAGGAACAUACAUUUGUUUCGCUGACAAUGGACUCGCGCCAUCCGUUAAGACUGAAUAUCAAUUAGAAGUCACAGAACCUCAUGAGCGUCAAGCGGCUAUUGUCGGUGAACCAAAUACUUAUGUAACAGUAACAAUGAACUCACCGACGACUCUUUAUUGCUAUGCAAUGGGCUGGCCACGUCCUUUUGUAACCUGGUGGCACGGAGAUCGCAUGCUUCCAUUAUCUUCUGAUCACUAUGAGCAAGAUUCUGAGUACACGUUAUUAAUUCGCUCUGUAACUCUAACAAAUCUCGGUGUCUAUACUUGUCAAGCUUACAACGGUAUCCAACGGCCUUCCUCAUGGUCUGUGACACUUCAAGCGAUAGGACCGGUCUAUAAUGUUAAGCCAGAAUAUCAGGAGUAUACUAAAUACCUUGUUGAGCCUCCUAAGCGGCCUAACAACACUGAUAACAGACCACAGUACCCAUACAGACCAUCACGAACCCAAGCUCCUCAUUAUAACCAAACUUACGUUCCUAUUCGUACUACUCGUCCUACUCCUAGGCCAUAUAUUCCUGCUGUAAUUCCUAUCACUGAACCUCCACCAGAACCAUCUCAAUUGAAAGUACCAGUUGUUGUCAAUGUAACAUCAUCAGGGAAUAAAUUCCCAGUAGGAAGUGAUUUCAGUAUUGCUUGUACUGUUGACGGUUAUCCAAUUCCUCAAGUACUCUGGUACAAAGAUAAUGAAAUACUCAGAACAGAUGGACGAAUUUCUAUUUCUGAAACAAACAGGCUUAUGAUUACGAACGCUGGUUACAAUGAUACUGGAAAAUAUCGUUGUGAAGCUAAUAACGGUUAUUCAAAUGAUUCAGCCGAAAUAGACAUUGCUGUUGAAGGCACACAUAUUGAUCCCGAGUGUCAGGAUAAUACAUUCUUCGCUCGAUGUGACUUGAUAGUAAUUGCUAAAUAUUGUCAGCAUAAGUAUUACGCUAAAUUCUGUUGUAGAUCAUGUACUGAAGCAGGACAACUGCCUCCGGCAAAUCUUUAUCUCAAAGAUUCAGCUCGAAGAAAAAAAAGAUCAUUUAGGAAUAUUUUCUAA
Cotesia congregata is the source of this 8955-nucleotide messenger RNA. NCBI's taxonomy places the organism in Eukaryota, Metazoa, Arthropoda, Insecta, Hymenoptera, Braconidae. The record is from the annotation of a GenBank genome assembly.